This is a messenger RNA of Schistocerca nitens (vagrant locust), 1326 nucleotides long. Its product is annotated as repetitive organellar protein-like. The record is from RefSeq and is a predicted model, not a curated record. Bases 1 to 1326 code for a protein of 441 amino acids. The transcript is spliced from 7 exons. NCBI's taxonomy places the organism in Eukaryota, Metazoa, Arthropoda, Insecta, Orthoptera, Acrididae.
AUGAAAAGUAUCGAAAAGAUAUCGAAAAGUAUCGAAAAGAUAUCGAAAAGUAUCGAAAAGAUAUCGAAAAGUAUCGAAAAGAUAUCGAAAAGUAUCGAUAUAUCGAAAAGUAUCGAUAUAUCGAUUAGUAUCGAUAUAUCGAUAAAUAUCGAAAAGUACCGAAAAGAUAUCCAAAAGUACCGAAAAGAUAUCGAAAAGUACCGAAAAGGUAUCGUAAAGUACCGAAAAUAUAUCGAAAAGUAUCGAAAAGAUAUCGAAAAGUAUCGAAAAGAUAUCGAAAAGUAUCGAAAAGAUAUCGAAAAGUAUCUAUAUAUAAUGAAAAUAUCGAUAUAUAAUGAAAAGUAUCGAAAAGAUAUCGAUAAGUAUCGAAAAGAUAUCGAUAAGUAUCGAAAAGAUAUCGAUAAGAAUCGAAAAGAUAUCGAUAAGUAUCGAAAAGAUAUAGAUAAGUAUCGAAAAGGUAUCGAUAAGUAUCGAAAAGAUAUCGAAAAGUAUCUAUAUAUAUCGAAAAUAUCGAUAUAUAAGUACCGAAAAGAUAUCGAAAAGUACCGAAAAGAUAUCGAAAAGUACCGAAAAGAUAUCGAAAAGUAUCGAAAAGAUAUCGAAAAGUAUCGAAAAGAUAUCGAAAAGUAUCGAAAAGACAUCGAAAAGUAUCGAAAAGAUAUCGAAAAGAUAUCGAAAAGUAUCGAAAAGAUAUCGAAAAGUAUCGAAAAGAUAUCGAAAAGUAUCUAUAUAUAUCGAAAAGUAUCUAUAUAUAUCGAAAAGUAUCCAUAUAUAUCGAAAAUAUCGAUAUAUAAGUACCGAAAAGAUAUCGAAAAGUACCGAAAAGAUAUCGAAAAGUACCGAAAAGAUAUCGAAAAGUAUCGAAAAGAUAUCGAAAAGUAUCGAUAUAUAGAUAAGUAUCGAAAAGAUAUCGAAAAGUAUCGAUAUAUCGAUAAGUAUCGAUAUAUCGAAAAUAUCGAUAUAUCGAAAAAUAUCGAAAAGUACCGAAAAGAUAUCAAAAAGUACCGAAAAGAUAUCGAAAAGUACCGAAAAGAUAUCGAAAAGUACCGAAAAGAUUUCGAAAAGUACCGAAAAGAUAUCGAAAAGUACCGAAAAGAUAUCGAAAAGUACCGAAAAUAUAUCGAAAAGUACCGAAAAGAUAUCGAAAAGUACCGAAAAGAUAUCGAAAAGUACCGAAAAGAUAUCGAAAAGUACCGAAAAGAUAUCGAAAAGUACCGAAAAGAUAUCGAAAAGUACCGAAAAGAUAUCGACAAGUACCGAAAAGAUAUCGAAAAGUACCGAAAAGAUAUCGAAAAGUAUCGAAAAGAUAUCGAAAAGUAUCGUUAA